This is a messenger RNA of Gossypium arboreum, 1169 nucleotides long. Its product is annotated as wall-associated receptor kinase-like 10. The record is from RefSeq and is a predicted model, not a curated record. The transcript is spliced from 2 exons. Gene Ontology annotation, molecular function: polysaccharide binding. The coding region runs from base 82 to 969 and encodes 295 amino acids. NCBI's taxonomy places the organism in Eukaryota, Viridiplantae, Streptophyta, Magnoliopsida, Malvales, Malvaceae.
GCUUUUGUUUCUUUAAAACCUGACUUAAAGUAACCCAAUCUAAAUCUUCAUUCAUUUCCCUCAAGCAAAAUAAGAACGCAAAUGGGUUUUCACUUACCGCUUUACUUCCUCUUCCUGUUGUCCCCAAUAUUACAGGCAGCAGAAUCUGAAGAACCUGCCUGUGGUAAAGAAGUAUGUGGAAAUAUUACAAUUCCAUCCCCUUUUGGAAUCCAUAGCACCUGCUAUACUAAACCUUGGUUUAGAGUGACUUGCAACCCAACCCUCAAUAGGUUAAAGCCAUUCAUAAACGUAAAUGGCAUCGAUCUGGAGGUACUUGAUUCCAUAUAUUCAGACGCCAUUCUCAUCAAUAAUCCAGUUACUUACAUUAAUUGUGAUCGUAAAAACGAGGCUAGUGUGAGGGUCAAUCUCUCAGGCACUCCAUUUUUCUUCUCAAGUGACAUGAAUUAUUUCGGGUCAGUAGGUUUUGGAAAUUUGGCUACUAUCUUAAGUAACGAAGGUGAUUCACUUGGCGGCUGCAUUCAACUAAGGCCUGACGAUGGUGCUUCUGAAUCUGGCUGCAUUACUCUAAUUACUGCAAAUUUCAUUUCCUAUACUGGAAACAUGAGUGCCAUGUAUCCUGACAGCAGAAGAUGCGCAUCUGCUUUCAUCUUUAGCGUGUACUCUUUCAGUACUGCUUACUCAUUACCCACUGGCAUCAAUAUUCGAACCACGCAUGUUCCCGCUGUGCUCAGUUGGAAUUCCACCUAUUGCGGUGUCGGAGGAUGCUAUAGACCAGGACUAGGACCUAUUAACUUCAACACCUAUAAGGUAGAGUACUGUGGGAAUGUUACUUUUCACUACCCUUUUAGCAUGGAGGACCACGAUGAUUCCGAUGAAUGGUUUAAAGUAAUUUGCACCAAAGCUGCCAAUGGGGAAAAAGUGCCUUUUCUUAAACAUAAAUGGUACGGAUAUGCAAAUAUUGAACUUUAAUUUUUGGUAUGACACUCUCAAUGUCAACCAUCCAAUAACUUACUCCAACUGUAGACAAAACCAUCACAAUGGGAUGAGUCUCAACCUAAUAGGCACCCGCUUUUACUACUCAGAUUCUAAAAACAACUUCUGGUCUUCAGGUUGUGGUAAUUUGGUUACUAUUUUUGACAACGAAACAGAUAAUCUUAUAAGCGGAUUUU